GGUGGCUAGACUAGUUGUAUCAACUGCACUUUCAAGACCCUUCCGCAUUUUCCUACGGCUCUCAGGCUGUGACGUGUCGUGCUGACGGCGGGUUAGGCGCAGCCUGAGCUGGGGGCUGUUGCUCGUCAAUGUGUAUCAGUGGAGCUCCGCAAGACUCGGCCCCUCCCUCCCUGAGCUUCAGCGGCCCGCCCAACACAAACUCCCGAUUGAAUUUUGCCCAAGUCUGGGGAAACCUGGACGGCCCGGGGAAGCGUCAGAAAGAAAGAGGCCGUCCUUUAACGAACUGAUAUCUGAUGUGGUGUCAGGAGGAUGGAUGACGAUGUGACAGGGCUGGCACUCCACUCUCAAGAGCCCAAGAUAAUAUUCCACGGAUCAGAUGAGGGCGAUGCCCGGGGGGAGGAGAUUCUGGUGGAGUUGCAGGAGACGGUCUUUGUGUCAGAGGUGGAUGGGGAGGAAGUAGCGGUGCAUGGCUUCAACCCAGAGGAGCUGGUCAUUCAGGAUGCCAUCGAGGACGUGGUGGCCGAAUACGUGCAGUGCACUGAUGAGGAGGAGGUCGCCAUAGAGACCUGUGUGAUGUCACUGGACGGAGCAGAGGAGGGGCUGCAGGUGGAUGUGGUCCCUGAAGAAGUGCUGGUGGCAGACUGCCCUGCCCAAGGCGAGCUUGACCACGAGCAAGACCAAGAAACCUGUGAGGACUACCUGAUGAUCUCCCUUGAUGAGCCGGAUAAGAUGGUGCAGAGCGAUGAGGCGGAAAUGACUGCAGAAGGAGGUGUCAAUGACCAGGGGAAAGAGGAGGACGGUCAGGAGGUCAUCAAGGUGUACAUCUUCAAGGCUGACUCAGGCGAGGAGGACUUGGGAGGCACUGUGGACAUCAGUGAGAGUGUGAUGGAGUGUGAGCAGGGUGUGGGCCUGACGGACAGCUCAGCCCGAUCCCUCAGGGAGAAGAGGGUGUACAUGUCUGUGAGUGAAGCACGUCCUCACCAGGAUGACCUCGGUGUGCCGAAGAUCGCUGACGAGGUGUACAUGGAGGUUGUGGUCGGGGGGGAGGAUGCAGUGGCACAGGACCGUUCCUAUGACAACACUGCUCUCAACAAGGACUUUAUGCCUAUGGCCUGGGCUGCUGCCUAUGCAGGAGUGGACGAGAGCGAGAGCUGUGAGAACCGGAACGGGGCGGCCAGCGCUCUGCUGCACAUCGAUGAGUCCGGCGCCGAGUCUGGCAGCGUCAACAAGACCAACAAGCAGCGCAGCAAGAGACGGACUGAGCCCUGCCAAAUCCAGACAGCAAUCAUCAUAGGGCCAUAUGGUCAGCCCCUGACUGUCUACCCCUGCAUUCUCUGCGGCAAGAAGUUCAAAUCACGGGGCUUCCUGAAGCGCCAUACCAGGAACCAACACCAGGAGGUGCUGAAUAGGAAGAAGUACCAGUGCACCGACUGCGACUUCACCACCAACAAGAAGGCCAGCCUGCACAACCACAUGGAGGUGCACACUCAGAGCAGCAAGGCCCCGCUCGAGUGCGACGACUGCGGCAAGGAGUUCCUACAGCAGGCGGCGCUCUACGCCCACCAGCUGCAGCAGUGCAGCUCCAAGAGCCAGGUCACGCCCCCGGCCACCAAGAUGCACAAGUGUAAGUUCUGUGACUACGAGACGGCCGAGCAAGGACUGCUCAACCGCCACCUGCUGGCAGUCCACAGCAAGAACUUCCCCCACAUCUGCGUGGAGUGCGGCAAGGGCUUCCGGCACCCCUCCGAGCUGAAGAAGCACAUGCGCACGCACACGGGCGAGAAGCCCUACUGCUGCCUCUACUGCGACUACAAAUCGGCCGACUCCUCCAACCUCAAGACCCACGUGAAGACCAAGCACAGCAAAGAGAUGCCCUUCAAGUGCGAGCGCUGCUUCCAGACCUUCCCCGAAGCCGAGGAGCUGCAGCAGCACGCCCUGACGCACGACGAGGCCAAGACCCACCAGUGCAUCCACUGCGAGCACAAGAGCUCCAACUCCAGCGACCUGAAGCGCCACAUCAUCUCCGUGCACACCAAGGACUACCCGCACAAGUGCACUGUCUGCGGCAAGGGUUUCCACCGCCCGUCUGAGCUGAAGAAGCACUCUGCCUCGCACCGCGCCCCGCACCCGGCCCCGCACAACCCCAAGAAGCUCCACCAGUGCCGCCACUGCAGCUUCAAGAUCGCCGACCCAUUCGUGCUCAGCCGCCACAUCCUGUCGGUCCACACCAAGGAGCCGCCGGCUUUCACGGAGAAGAGCGCCAAGAAGCCCUUCGCCACUGUGCCCGCGGUGGGGACUAAGAAGGUGGUGUCUAAGGGCGGGGCCAAAGCCCACCGCGAAAGGCGGGUGUACCAGUGCCAGUACUGUGACUAUAGCACGGGUGAUGCUUCAGGCUUCAAGCGCCACGUCAUCUCGAUCCACACUAAGGACUACCCACACCGCUGCCAGUUCUGCACCAAGGGCUUCCGCCGGCCCUCUGAGAAGAACCAGCACAUCAUGCGGCACCACAAGGACCUGGUACAGGCAGAGUGAUAACUCUGGAGCUCUGCCCACACACUGACCACACAUCCGUCACUCUAGCGCUAGCACGCCUGCGGUAUGCGUGCGGCCUCCAUAAGAGGCCUCGCCUAUGGACUGCGUACAUGCGUGCGUGUUAGGACGCCCGGUGCAUGGCUACAGUGUGAAUGUGUCCACUGAACACCACGUCACCCCUGGGUGUUCCCCUAACAUCCAAUCAUCAUUAUGAAUUCCGUCUUCCUGAUUGUGUUAUUUGCAGUAUACAUUUUUGCAAGAGAAAUAAAAUUGUACAAACGAAUAAGGUUUAUGGAGUGGAGAAGAUUCGGUCUUGCACUUUAGCUAUGUGGGCUCCUGGUGGGAGUGUAUAUGGCAGGAUGUACCAGUGUCUGGGUUCCAUUCUGCUGUUUGUGAGAGGCUUUUUGUUUAGGACGCAGAGUACACUUAGUAAUUUCUUUAAUUUGCAGGCUGCAAAUUAAUGUGUCAAAUAUAUUGAGCAAUAUGUAUUCAUGAAGUUGGAUCAUAAAGGACCGUUGUUAGUGAACUGGUUUUUGUUUUUGUUUUUGAUUGCCUCAAAUAGUGCAUCACAAAAUUGUAACCAUGAAGGCCCUUAUGGGGUUAAAAAGGUAGAAUUUGCAAUAAAAAAUGUAAAAUAAAAUUAAAUACUUCCGUGAGGACACACAGGUGGCUUUCAGAUCUACUUCUUAAAAAAAAGAAAAAAAGAAAAGAAAAGGAAUUUACUCUCAAAUUAUCUUAGAUAGAUUUGUUUCAGAUCUCUCCAGUUUGGAAUCAGCUAUUUUUAACGAUGAUCUCGGAUCACCUCUGCCAUCCAUAUCUGUACAGGUAGCACUGCAUCUUGAUCACAUGCAGCCCUCCUGUAUACUUCAUGACAACUGGUAGUCAGUGGGUGUUUGACUAGUAGUCAGGGGUGGGUGCAUAUGCAAUAGUAACCAGAGAUUUUAAGCCCUCCCUACCCUGGCAGGCAAAUAUAACUGUUCUGCCAUCUGUGGAGCUCCUGGUUAUAGUGGGCUAGUGGCCCAGGCUUGUGUCUGUUCUGUAGGCUCUGUACUUAUACCUGCUGAGCCACUCCAAAGCCUCAAUUUCUCUCAGUUUAAAAAGGAAAUGGACAGUUAGAGUAUGGAAUUAUUUUUUAAUUUUUUUAAACCAAUUGCUUGUAUAAGACUCAUUUACCCAUUACAAAUAUUUCACUGAGGCAGGGAGAUUCCCUUGUGGGAGUUUACCUUGACCUUUUCUGCAGUUAUUAUUUUUUCUUUACAGUGGACAGUGUAAUUUUAUUUCCUUUUCCAGUGGUUCUUUUUUACAGAAGCUGUUUGACAUGCGUUCACCAUGUCUGUCCCAUUUUUCUGUGUGAAAUACCACAGUAUGCCGGAUCGCACAGUGGCUUGAUGGCAAUGCUUCUUCUCUUAAGUGGGGUAGGCAAUUGUGUUGUUGGCUACUUCACUCCAGCUACUCUCCUGGAAACAGGCAACUGACUUUCCAAGCAUGAUAUUUGAGUGUAUGCUUCAUUUUUACAUUAAGGUUUCAGCGUAAUCCUCAACCACAUUGUCUGAGUCCAGGGUCUGGAACUAGCUCCCAACCACCCACCAAAUGCGGGUAGGUUAUGGCAACAUCGGGAAAUGGGAACAAUUUACCAGACGUUGUGUAGAAAUCAAGCUGCCGAACAAAUCCAGAAAGGAAGUUCACAGCUGUUGCAAGCAUAGGUUCAAAAUAUGCGAACAGAAUCUCCCACAGAAUCCUUGCAUUCGUUUGGCUACUCUGAUUGGUGUCUGCGGUGUGCUUUUGAUGGUAGUCGUCAGUCUGUACUCCUGCUUCAGCAGAGUUUGAAUAUGUUAGUCACACAAAAUCACGGCCAAAAUGAUCAAACCCAGGUCAGAUGUCACAAAACAUACGGCAACACAUCACUGGAGUAAAAAAAUUAAAACCUGUUGAAAAGGGGAAGACCAAUGAUAAUGUUGAAGACUAAUUGAGGUUAAAAAAAGCAAUAGUGUUUUGAGUUUCCACUUCUAAUGAAUAAUAAUGAUGUAUGUUGUAAAUACUGGUAUUUGAGGCUGAACAAGUCAUUCUAUGCUGACUGCCUUUUGCCCCCCAGAAGUUAAAACAAUUUUAUAGCCGGCACCAAAACUCUUAUACUGGAGGCAGUCGGAGACUAUAAAGUGUCUCAUUUAAUUGCAUUGUGCGUCAAAUUUGUCUUAAAUAUUUUUAAAAUGUUUUACAAAGCGUGCUCAUGUGUAUGCUGGGAAAAAAAUGUCUGGUAAAAUGUCCAUGAGUCUGGUAAAAAAAAAAAGAUUCUUCCACCAGAAACAGUGUUUGGUUCAACAAAAAGUUAGUUUCAGACCCUGUCUCUUAAUUUUGUUCAGGCAUUUAUCCAAUCCAACCUUUUAUACAUGUCACAGCAAACUGUCUAAAGUGUAUUGGCCUAUUGUUAAUGAAGUGUGGCUUUCUUGCACCCUCCAAAUGAAAUAGGUGUGAAAGCCACCAUGGAAAUGUCCUUCAAUCAACUGAAGUACUGCAGUGUCUGCUACACAGGGCUUCACAUCUUUAGACUGCAUAUUUAUCUUAACACUCAUUGCAGUGAAGUGGACUAAUUCAUUUCUGGCGUUUAAUUCCUUUGUAUUGUUCUGGGCACAUGGUUCUGUAAAGCUGAGAGUUUUGGUGUCAGUGUGUGUGACACAGCCCUGUGGUGUUUGUAUGUAUGAGAUCAGGGGUAAUCAUUUUGGAUCCUUAGGGGUAGGAGGCACUAAACCUGCAGAGGCUGCUCCUGCCCCUCAGGCCUGCUUAUCUGGUAAACCUCUAUGUGACCUGGUGCUAAUUUUAGUUAAUGGAAACAUCUUCUGUUGAUAUAACUUGGAAUUUUUGAAAUAGAAAAAAAAAUUAUGUACAUUUCAGAGAUGAUGUAGACUCAGCAGGCAAAGACAGUCAUUGGUGUUGGUUCUUCGUCAGGUGAGUGUAGAGUGUGAACCUCUGGGAUUAGUUUUUAAUCUUUUGUACAGCAUGUCAGUGUUGCAUAUGUGUGUGUUCCCAAUACUGCUCUUCAAUCCACUCCAACACCUGUUUGUCAUCCUCAGCAUUCCCAACAUGCACUUGUUCAGACUCCGCAAUGACACCCACCAGACCUCCUUAGAUCUGCUCUGUGUUCAAUUGGACUGAGCGUUGAUUUGCAAAAUGUAUGCAGUUUUAGUGUAAUAGGCUACAAUACUGUAAAUAACAAUGGAGAAGCCACUCUGUGAGAGUGCAUAUCUGUGGUACCAUAGACAUUCGCAGUGGAGAUCUGAAACCUGAUGAACUGUUUAUUGCCCCUCCUUUAAAAAAAUGUAAUUGGUCAGGGCAGGUAUUGGUCUCAUGCUGGUGUUAUUGGUCAGUGCACGUGUCAAUCAGGCACUUAUUCAGAUGUGUAUCUCUUGCUUUUGAAAACGCUUCUCCCAUGUGAUCCUUGAGUUUUUUUUUUUAUUAUUAUUGUAUUUAUUUUACUAUUGUUGAAUGUUCUAUUGUAUAGUUCAGUGUAACUAGGAUUAUAUAAUGUUUAAAUUAUGGUUUUGUACACAGAUCUUAAAAUAAAUCUGUUGAUGUAUACAUUUGACAACAAAUACCAAGAAAUGUGUAUUGUAAUAGGUGUAACCUGACAUAUUUGUAAAGAAAAGAUAAUAAAAAGCAGAUUAUUUUUCCUGGA
Messenger RNA from Conger conger (European conger), 6202 nucleotides. RefSeq names its product zinc finger Y-chromosomal protein 1. Gene Ontology annotation, molecular function: metal ion binding; DNA-binding transcription factor activity; RNA polymerase II cis-regulatory region sequence-specific DNA binding. Gene Ontology annotation, cellular component: nucleus. The coding region runs from base 310 to 2532 and encodes 740 amino acids. The record is from RefSeq and is a predicted model, not a curated record. Gene Ontology annotation, biological process: regulation of transcription by RNA polymerase II. The transcript is spliced from 8 exons. NCBI's taxonomy places the organism in Eukaryota, Metazoa, Chordata, Actinopteri, Anguilliformes, Congridae.